AUGGAUAACUCGGCAGACUUUUCCUCUUUCCAAGAAAAAGUGACAGCUGCUUUGAUCAAGAGCACUCAGACUGUCAAGAAAAUCGGAGACGAGGACGUCGACUUCCACCGCACAUCAAGCACUGAAUUCGCCGAAAACCUAGACGAACAGAGCACCCGGAUACUUUCCCUCACCUCAUCCUUACUCAAAGUCGCGACUGGCGGCACCGACAUCAACCCCCCCGUUCUCGAAGAUGAAGACGCGAUCGAAGACAACUGGCGUGGCAUUGUGGAUGUCAUUGAUAAUUUGCUCGAAAAGGCAGAUGCAUGUCUUGAUGAGUUCACUGGCAUCAUCAAAAAAUUGAGUCCUCCACAGCAAGAUCGCAUUCGUGAGGCGAGCACUCGACAGCAAGAGAAAAAGUUUCCGACCAUUUACGACUAUGGCCCAUCCAAGAUUCCUAAACCACAGCUCCAAUUUCGCAAUGCACCAAACAACCACGACACAGCGCCAUUCCGUCCUUUACUCAAAUCCAAGCCGCAUGCCAUCGUACCACUAGAGAAGUCGCUUCAAUUGGUCGAGACAGAAAAGAAACCAGCAUUCUACCCAAACCCUUAUGAAAAAGAGAUCCGCGAUGCCAAGUAUCCCGAGUCAGCCUACGUCGUCGCACCGCCAGUCGAGUUCGGUCCUGUCGAAACCACACAAGCUGUCUGGGUCGAUACUCCCGAAGGAGUGACCGAAAUGGUCAAGGAGCUCAAAAAGGCAAAGGAGAUUGCUGUCGACUUGGAGCACCACGAUGUGCACACGUACUAUGGACUUGUUUCAUUGAUGCAAAUCAGCACUCGUGACAAGGACUGGGUAGUCGACACACUUCAGCCAUGGCGCGAAGACUUGCAGCAGUUGAAUGAAGUUUUCGCCGAUCCCAACAUCCUCAAAGUCCUUCAUGGUUCUACAAUGGAUAUUGUUUGGCUUCAACGAGAUUUGGGUCUGUACGUCGUGGGCUUGUUCGAUACAUAUCAUGCUGCGGUAGCUUUGGGAUUGUCCAAGCGAAGUUUAAAGUUCUUGCUGGAAAAAUAUGCGCAUUACGAGGCGGACAAGAAAUAUCAAAUGGCUGACUGGCGCCUGAGACCGUUGACAGAGGAAAUGUUGAAAUAUGCUCGUGCCGAUACCCACUACCUUCUCUAUAUCUACGAUUGUCUGCGCAAUGAACUCCUGGAAAGGUCUACACCAAAGAGAAACCAGAUCGACUAUGUGUUGGAACGAUCAAAGACUGAAGCUUUGCAGCGCUACGAACGACCUGUCUAUGACAUGGCUGGUGGACAAGGCGCUGGCGGCUGGUACGACCUAUUGAGCAGAAAUUCGGCACUUUUCUCGAAAGAACAGUUUGCAGUCUUCAAAGCAGUUCACGAAUGGCGGGAUCGAGUUGCGCGUGAGGAAGAUGAAGGCUUACAAUGCGUUUUCCCUAGACAUAUGCUCUUCAAAGUGGCCGUGGCCAUGCCUGUCGAUAGGCACACUCUUUUCAAAACACUUUCGCCAGUUACUUUGAUCGUGAAAGACAGAAUCAACGAGCUGCUAGCUCUUAUUAAGAAGGCGAAGAUUGAGGGUGCGACUGGUCCUGAGCUACGCGAUGUCAUCAAACCAAGGAAGACUGUUGAAGAAGCUAUUUUAUCCGCUACUAAGCCAUCCCCACUUUUGACCGGAGAGCCCACUGUGGUUUCAGUUGUCCGAGCAGACUCGUCGCAAUUCUGGGGCGCGGCAUUGCAAGCAGCGGAGUCAGCCGUGGUUCCACCUAACUACAAGGUAGCGGCAUCACUUGAAGCUCUGCGGUUAUCUGUUCCUAUUCCUCCCAUGCCUGUGACUGUGUCUGAAGUUCGCCAAAUGGUUCAGGAGACGACCACUCCUGCUGUGACUUCCGUGGAACCAUCACCAAUGAACACACCUUCGACAAACAAGGCAGAUAAGAGGAGUGACAUUUUCACAGUGAAGGAAGUGGCCCCACGACACAAGAGAAAGGCGAUAGAAGUGGUAGAAGACUCUGACGAGACGUCCUCUAGCGGCGGCAGUAGCGCAAGCGAAAGUGAGAGCUCAAGUUCAAGCGAAGAAGAAGAAAGUGAAGAAGAAAUCCAAGUCCAAAAACCCCCCACCAAAAAAUCACGCAAGGAGAAAAAACCACAGAGAAAGCCUCAAGAGGAGGACACAAUCCCAUUCGACUACAACGCGGCAUCCUCAGUCUUGCACUCAGAGGACAUGGCGGCAGCGGCGGCAGCGGCAAAUCUACCGAAUCAGAAGAAGUAUUUCAACCCUUAUGCCAAGUCCUUGAAUGCGCCUAGCGGGGUACGGAAACAGAAGAAGGAGACGAGUGGACGGACGUUUACAUUUAGAUAG
This is a messenger RNA of Talaromyces amestolkiae, 2361 nucleotides long. RefSeq lists its product as uncharacterized. The record is from RefSeq and is a predicted model, not a curated record. Bases 1 to 2361 code for a protein of 786 amino acids. Gene Ontology annotation, cellular component: nuclear exosome (RNase complex); nucleolus. The transcript has 2 exons. Gene Ontology annotation, molecular function: nucleotide binding; 3'-5'-RNA exonuclease activity; nucleic acid binding. NCBI's taxonomy places the organism in Eukaryota, Fungi, Ascomycota, Eurotiomycetes, Eurotiales, Trichocomaceae. Gene Ontology annotation, biological process: nuclear polyadenylation-dependent CUT catabolic process; nuclear polyadenylation-dependent rRNA catabolic process; exonucleolytic trimming to generate mature 3'-end of 5.8S rRNA from tricistronic rRNA transcript (SSU-rRNA, 5.8S rRNA, LSU-rRNA).